This is a messenger RNA of Cyphomyrmex costatus, 1031 nucleotides long. Its product is annotated as protein deglycase DJ-1. NCBI's taxonomy places the organism in Eukaryota, Metazoa, Arthropoda, Insecta, Hymenoptera, Formicidae. The transcript is spliced from 4 exons. The record is from RefSeq and is a predicted model, not a curated record. The coding region runs from base 275 to 856 and encodes 193 amino acids. Gene Ontology annotation, cellular component: nucleus; mitochondrion; cytoplasm. Gene Ontology annotation, biological process: response to oxidative stress; glyoxal metabolic process; glycolate biosynthetic process.
CGAACCUAUCAUUUUAACGACAAAAGGUCAAAAAGUUAAAAGUUAAAAUUGAAUGAUCACUGUUAUCACUAGUUGGACUUGGACCUGAGUCAAAUACGUAUGUACGGUGGUGCCUGGUGUAAUUAUUGAUUGAUUGACGGAACAGACUUUCUUGAAUACGAGUUUUCUCGACUUCUCUUUCUCGAAUCUACCAAACUCCACCCUCAUCCUUACACCUUACCCCACCGAAUAAAGUAGAGAUUUGACGUUAUUAGAGUACGCACGUAAGUACAUAAUGACAAAAACCGCAUUGGUGUUGCUUGCUGAUGGAACGGAGGAAAUGGAGGCUGUGAUAACUAUCGACGUCUUACGACGCGCUGGGAUUGCAGUUACUGCAGCUAGUGUACAGGAUAGCAAUUGCGUGAAAUGCAGCCGCGACGUCAAAAUCUGCGCAGAUGUUCUGUUUAGUAAUGUUCAAGAAAAGAGUUAUGACGUUGUUGUUUUGCCUGGCGGUCUCGGUGGAGCUAAGACGUUUACAUCUUCAGAGGAGGUUGGGAGGUUGUUACAAAAACAGGACAAAGAGAACAAAUUAAUAGCGGCCAUCUGUGCAGCUCCCACAGCUUUAAAAGUGCAUAAUAUCGGCAAAGGAAAACAAAUCACCUCUUAUCCAAGUAUGAAAAAGGAUUUGUGUGACUACUAUGACUACCAGGACAAUAAGAAUGUAGUGAUUGAUGGCAAUCUCAUAACUAGCCGAGGACCGGGAACGGCUUUUGAUUUCGGCCUAACUAUCGUUGAAACAUUAAUAAAUCUUAAAGAAGCCACAGAUGUCGCGAAUAAGUUACUAUAUAAAUACGAAAGCUGUAUAAGCGCUGUGUAAAUUUCUUCAAAUAUCACUUUGUAGUUAUGACUAUAAAGUUCUUGGUAUAUAAGUUUGGAUGCUUUCCACUAAUGAAACGCACUGUGUACAGUCAUAUACUGUGCAACACGGUAUUAAUUGAAACGUUGCUUAGUUUUUUUAUUUACUACUAGAGUGAAAUAAAGAAAAAAAAGGA